AUGGACGUGGCAAGGCGGCAGCCGCACUCAUGGCAGAAUGGGCUGGAUGCGAGGCCGCAGCCCUCGCACCAGAACGGCAUCGACUCCCUGUCUAGACUGGACGCGGGUCCCACGCAGGACUUGGUCAGGCCAAGGCCGGCACCAACCUUUGCCAAUGGCUUCGACCAUGGGCAUUCGGAGACCAGCAUCUCGCGGGGGGGCUUGGGCCGCGGGCUUUCUCCCCCACGACAGAGCCGCGACACUUUCGCAGGGUCUGCUGGGUACACGGAGUCGAUGCCCGGCUCUGUGUCUCGCAAAAUGCCUUCCACCGUGGCCUCGCCCUACUGGUUUUCCGAGACUUUCGGCUUCGCUGAGGAGGCCUAUGAGAAGACCCGAGAGAAGUUUGCCCUCACGGAGGAUGUCCUAGAAAGCAAAGCCAACGGCCGGCGCUUCCACGUGGGGCCUUGGGCCUUGAUCUCUGUCGCAGAGCUCCGAAGCCAACUUCUCGCUGCGAGCUCCGGCAGUGCGGUCCCUGGUGGCCUCGGGCUGACCUUCAGCAACGUCUGCGGAAAUGCGCAGACGAUGCACCGCGACCCUGCGAAUGUCGGCUCCGUGUUUCAAGUCGCGUCGCAGUUCAACUGCCUGGAGAUGAACGAGCCCGGGGCAAGACCUGAGGACGGUGUGACGCGGUACUACAGCGAUGCCACGCAGGGGCCUGCUUGUGCCAUCAGCUGUCCUGCAGGGACUGUCUUCCGCAACUAUUUCGUGAACGGCAAAGGCCAGGGUCGCGGCCACCAACUGGAUGGCUUGGCUGACAUAGCGGAGCUCGUGGGGAACUCCAAGGAGAAGUAUUGGCGAAUGGUAAACGGUUACUGUCUGCCCGUGGAUGCAAAAAGCAUCGGGCGACUCAGCAGUCGUUUGAAGGAGGACGAAGGGCUCUCGGAGGAGCUCCGCAGCCGCUUGCGCAUCGGCGUUCACUGGGAGACGGAGGUGGCCAACAAGGAUCACCGGGUCUGCCAGGUUUUCUGCUCCGCGCUGCCCGUCGCGUACGCAAAGAGCACUCGAUCCCAGGACUGGGAACCUUUCGGGCGCCUGGUUCUGCAAGGGACCUUCGAGGCGACUUUGGCCGCCGCCGCUCUGCUGGCCUUCGAGCGUGGCCAGCGCGUGAAGGUCUACCUUACGGCCGUCGGUGGAGGAGCCUUCGGCAAUCGAACGGCUUGGAUUGUGGAAGCCAUCGACCGGGCCUUAAGGAUCCAUGCGGACUCGCCCCUGGAUGUUAUGCUGGUACAUUUCGGCACUGUGCCGCGAGGCGCCUAUGCAGAUCUAGCCAAGGGCCGCAAGACGCCAAAAGCGCCCAAGCCGGCAGAAUCAAAGAUCGAUGCUGCACCGGAAGCCUCAAAAAGUCCUGCUGGCGCUGCGGAGGCAUCGCCGGAGGCACCCGGGCCACCAGCCCUGACGCGCACAGAGAGUGGGGCUGUGUCGAUCUCUCGCGCCUUUGCCAAGCUGGACACGAACAACGACGGAGUCAUCCUCGAAAGCGACAUGAGCGCCGUGCUAAAACAGCUGGUGCCAAGCCUUACGGAUGAUGACAUCAAGGCCAUGUUUGCAGCCGCAGAUUCCAACUCUGAUGGUGAGGUACACUACACCGAAUUCGCCGCAUGGGUCACUAGUGAGGAUGCGUCCAGCGUCGUUGGACACGUCAUGCAGCUGGCUAAGCCGGAUGCACCAUCAGAGUCGUCACGGCCAACGCCUGCAUUCUCGAGCACCGCACCGGCCGAAGCCGCGGUGUUUCGGAUGGAGGAAUCGCGGCAGAGCGACCCGGCAGUAAGAGCACAGCUGCCCUCAGGUCUCUCCGAGACCGGCGGCCCGCAAGUUUCUGCGAUUGCAGCAGGUGCCGCGUCUCAAGCAGCAGCGGAUGUCCAGGUCGAGGUACGGGGCAGCGGCCAGCUGCCCUCGGCCUGGCGCACAUGGGAGGAGGUGACAUUCCCACCUCGGGUGCGGGCUCCGCUGGUGUCGGCGGGCUUCCCGGCACCGACUGCGAUCCAGCAGCAUUCUUGGCCAAUUCUCACAGCAGGCCGAGAUCUGAUAGGGGUUGCGAAGACGGGCUCGGGCAAGACGCUGGCCUUCCUGCUCCCCAUCUUCGCCCGGCUCCUUGAGAGCAAAGUGGAUCUGCGAGGUCCACCAGCAGCGCUGGUUUUGGCACCCACCCGAGAGCUGGCCUGCCAGAUCGAAGCCGAGGCCAAGCGCUUCGGGGCCACCGCCGGCAUGCGCGCUGCAUGCCUCUAUGGCGGUGCCCCCAAGGGCCCACAGCUCGCAGAGCUGCGGCAGAGGCCCCAGCUAUUGGUGGCCACGCCGGGGCGGCUGAACGACCUCCUCGAGCCACCGCCAGGAUUGUCUGUGGCUGUGGACGUCAAGUCCGUGCGGUAUCUGGUCCUGGACGAAGCGGACCGGAUGCUGGACAUGGGCUUCGAGCCCCAGAUCCGGAAGAUUAUCAGCGGACUUCCACAGGACCGCCAGACUGUGAUGUUCACCGCCACGUGGCCGCUGUCCAUCCGCCGCCUUGCAGCGGACUUCCUGCGAGAUGCUGCGGAGGUCCGUGCCGGCGAGGUGGACGAGCUGAGAGUGAACCCAGACAUCACACAGCAGGUGGUGUUCUGCCUGGACAUGCGCGAGAAGGAGGAGUGGCUGGAUAAGAUCCUCCGGGAAAGCGGCAGUGACCAGGCCAUCGUCUUCGUGAACACCAAGCGGAUGUGCGAAGUGGUCUCCUCUCGCACGCCGAACUCGAUGGCCAUCCAUGGGGACAAGGACCAGCGGGAGCGAGAUCUGGCUUUGGGCCAUUUCAAGUCGGGCACCGUGCGGGUCCUCGUGGCCACGGAUGUGGCGGCCCGUGGACUGGACAUCAAGGCUGUGAAGGUGGUGGUGAACUUCGAUCCUCCGAAUCGCGAGGAGGACUAUGUCCACCGCGUCGGCCGAACGGGCCGGGCCGGGCAAAAAGGCUUGGCCUGGACCCUCCUGACCAACGAGGACGGUGCGGCCGCGCGGAGCAUCGUCUGUGGGUCGGCCUUUGCUCAGAGGCUGGCUCUCCAAGCCUUUGAGAUCAGUGGCAUGGGUAUGGACGACGAUUUUGACUUUGGUGGUGAUCGGUUUGGGAGCGGCCGGGAGCAGAACGACUUCCCGCGGUCGUCCUUCAUGAACGACUGCCUACGCAUGCAGCAGUUGACUGACUUGGCAUUGGUGGACAAGUAA
Molecule: messenger RNA, 3225 nt
Organism: Symbiodinium necroappetens
Lineage: Eukaryota; Dinophyceae; Suessiales; Symbiodiniaceae
Source: the annotation of a GenBank genome assembly